AUGAUGGGUGUCGCUGUAUGGGCUGUCAGUGGAUACCGCGUCGAAUGGCCAGUAUGGAACGCCUGGCUCCCGUCUCUUGGCAUCGAGGAGAACAACCGGUAUGAUCAACUGAACAAGAUCGACAGUUAUCUGUGGAAGGAGCGGCAUAAAGGAGGGGAACAGGUGAAGCGGAUGUGGUGGAAUCUUGAGUUCAUCUGGCCGACCCACCAGAACGUUGCCAUCAAUUGGAACGUAUCCGUGGACGCGGUCUUGCUGGAGAUUGGGAGGAGGAGGUUGACGGCCGACUUCUCAAACCUCAACCUCCAUCAGGCGGAACAAGACGGUCAAACGGCACACAGCCGGUUCGACCAUGUACAAGUCCCGGAGACGGAGAAGGGAAAGGAGUUCCGGGUGUGGUUGCAGGAGCUCGGGCUGGCGAACAUAGAAUGGGUCACUGAGAUCAUGCUCAGAUAA
Molecule: messenger RNA, 453 nt
Organism: Dacryopinax primogenitus
Lineage: Eukaryota; Fungi; Basidiomycota; Dacrymycetes; Dacrymycetales; Dacrymycetaceae
Exons: 2
Coding region: 1-453 (150 amino acids)
Source: RefSeq, a predicted model, not a curated record